This is a messenger RNA of Acanthamoeba castellanii str. Neff, 1053 nucleotides long. Its product is annotated as Channel-conductance-controlling ATPase. Bases 1 to 1053 code for a protein of 350 amino acids. Gene Ontology annotation, biological process: transmembrane transport. Gene Ontology annotation, cellular component: membrane. Gene Ontology annotation, molecular function: ABC-type transporter activity; ATP binding. The transcript is spliced from 11 exons. Lineage: Eukaryota; Discosea; Longamoebia; Acanthamoebidae. The record is from RefSeq and is a predicted model, not a curated record.
AUGCUGCACAGGUCAAAGUUGCCGGUGCCGGCGGUGGCCACGUCGUCUGCCGUCUCGCUGCUGGCACCGCCGUUGCCCGAGCUCGAGGCGUCGCUCGUGUCGCAGCUCGUCUUCGCCUGGCUCACGCCUCUCGUCAAGCUGGGCGCACAGAGGCCGCUGGAGCUGACUGAUCUCUACAAUAUUGCGCCGAGAGACAACCCCGUCGGGUUGGCCCAACGGCUCAAGCGCGAAUGGAACGCGCGCAAGCAGCACACUGAGUCCUGGUGGGCACUGGCCAGGUCGAUCUGGGCGAUCGUGUGGCUCGAGUACUCAUGGGUGGGUGUGUUGAUGCUGGUGGGCAACUUAUGCGAGCUGGCCCUGCCGGUCAUAUAUUCGUGGAUCAUCCAGUUCGUAGGCGACGAGGGCCUGUUGUACGUGGGCCUCGUGUUCGCCGUCUCUGUGACGCACCUGGUCUUUCAGCAGAUGACCUAUUUUCGCGCCCAGCGGGUGCUCAUGAACGUGUCUUCCAUGCUCUCCACGCUGAUCUACCGCAAGAGCCUGCGCCUCCAGCGCGUUUCCAAAGGCAACGCAGCCAACGUCAUGAACGUGGAUCCGUCCAAGGUGGCCAACCUUGCCUGGUUCGCGCACCGAAUCUGGGCGCAUCCACUGCAGCUGACGCUAGCGGUGUACUUGCUCUACGGGUGGCUGGGGCCAGCGGCGUUCACGUCGCUGGUCAUCACGGUGGGCGUCAUGCCCCUCAAAUAUUUCAUCUAUCGUGGCUUCCUCGCCGCGGAUACCAAAAUCAUGGAGCUCAAGGACGAGCGGGUCAAGAAAAUCACCGAGAUUCUCCACGGCGUGUUGAUUGUGAAGCUGUUCUGUUGGGAGUACCAGGUGAUGAAGCAGAUCAACGAAGUGAGGGCGCACGAAGUCACCCAGCUCAAGAAGUUCUCCUACCUCUACGCCUGCAUGAUGUUCCUCAUGAUGUCGAUGUCCACGUUCAUCUCGGUGGGCACGUUCAGCGUGUACGUAUGCAGUCCGCGCAUUCCGCCACAACACACGACGCACACGAACUAA